AUCACUGCCACUGCCAGAGUGUCAGCCAAUUAAGUGUAAAUUACACCGACAACGGUUUUCAUUUCCCCAGAAGAAUCAUCAGCUGAGUCGUGCCUUCGGACGGUUACGUGUCCAUCCUCUUGGCACAGUCAGUGAGAGUGAUAUCAUUUCCGCGCGCAGCCACCACAUGAGUUGUGGUGAUUCCCGUUGUUCUGGGCGCAGACGACGAUCGCGAUUUCUAGUUCAGUGACAGCGCGGUGCCGGAUCGUUUGAGAUCGAAGAUCAUCCAAGUCUAGAGCGUAGUGUGCCCCCGUAGUAGUGGAAGCAAAGACAGUGAAGACGGCGCGAAGAAUGCCUAUUUGUACGCUGCCGACGGUCAGGAUCUACGAGGACUUUGACAAGAUCAGUGCCAAGGAGGUGUACUUUACGGAGGCGGGCGACAAGAUCACGGUGAAGUUGCUUCACUUUCCGAACUUGAGCCCGGAGGAGCAGGAACAUCUACAGAACAUGUCCGAUAGCGAUAUGAGUGGCGGAGGUGGCCCGGGGCUUCCGUUGGAGGAGCGACAGAAAGCUAGGAAGAAGUCUACGGGUCGAAAGUUGAGUGCUGAGCAGCGUAGAUCCAGCGGAAACCUGCGCCGGAACUCGAAGGAGGACAUCAGCGGAGAUGUUCACAGUGUGGCGUCCCGAGUACAUCCGUACAAUCACUAUGGUCAUCAUCACCAUCACUACAGCCACCAUCACAGUCACAGUCACCACCAUCAGGUGCGGACUCCGCUGGUUCAGCACCCGUCCGGCGAUUCGAGCAGCGGAUCUUCAACGCCGGCGACUCCGCUGCGAUAUCGGCUGCAUCGAUCGCCCUCGCCACGGCUGGGAUCGUCCAGUUUGUGUCCGGGGUACGAACAGUACCAAAUGUCACUGUUGGAAGUGCCGCUGCCGCGGGAUUACGGCGAUGCGUCCAGCGAUGAUCUGAGUUCCGAGUGGGACUCGGAUGUGCCGGAUCGGAGCGAGCAAGGAGCCAAGGUAAGUGGAUCACUUGACGAACAGUAAAGUUCAUAAGCGAAU
Molecule: messenger RNA, 1041 nt
Organism: Aedes albopictus (Asian tiger mosquito)
Lineage: Eukaryota; Metazoa; Arthropoda; Insecta; Diptera; Culicidae
Product: protein bunched, class 2/F/G isoform-like
Exons: 1
Coding region: 331-1026 (231 amino acids)
Source: RefSeq, a predicted model, not a curated record